Messenger RNA from Olea europaea var. sylvestris, 528 nucleotides. Its product is annotated as histone deacetylase 9-like. The transcript has 2 exons. NCBI's taxonomy places the organism in Eukaryota, Viridiplantae, Streptophyta, Magnoliopsida, Lamiales, Oleaceae. The annotation marks the transcript as partial. The record is from RefSeq and is a predicted model, not a curated record. Gene Ontology annotation, molecular function: histone deacetylase activity.
UUGGAGCAGUUUGAAUUUCUACCCAUUGUUCUUUCUUUAUUAGAUAAUCUUGGAGAAGAUUGUCCUGUUUUUGAGAAUCUGUUUGAAUUCUGCCAAAUUUAUGCUGGUGGAACAAUAGAUGCUGCACGCAGAUUGAACAACCAGCUUUGUGACAUUGCAAUAAAUUGGGCUGGUGGAUUGCACCAUGCCAAGAAGUGUGAAGCGUCUGGAUUUUGUUACGUUAAUGACUUAGUUUUGGGCAUUUUGGAGCUUUUAAAGCAUCAUGCCCGUGUUCUGUACAUCGACAUUGAUGUGCAUCAUGGUGAUGGGGUAGAAGAAGCCUUCUAUUUCACUGAUAGGUAUUAAGAAACAUGAUAUGCAGUCUGUUAACUUGUGAUGUUGAUUAUCAUUUAACUUAGUAUGUGAUAACCAUAUAAAUAGCUUCGAUUUUACGGCCCUCUCAAAGCUAAUUUUCUGUUGAGCAGUUGGUCUAGGUGCAGUUUCAGAGAUGUCUAUUGUCAGUUUGUGAAAGCAUAUAGCCAUUUUUGU